This is a messenger RNA of Penicillium vulpinum, 663 nucleotides long. RefSeq lists its product as uncharacterized. Lineage: Eukaryota; Fungi; Ascomycota; Eurotiomycetes; Eurotiales; Aspergillaceae. The coding region runs from base 1 to 663 and encodes 220 amino acids. The transcript is spliced from 2 exons. The record is from RefSeq and is a predicted model, not a curated record.
AUGGAACCACUCACACCAACCAAACAACCUAUUGCCAUCCGUCCAGAGCAUGUUGCUUCAUCGACCACAAAAAUCAAGGUGAAGCAACAUAGCGCAAGCUGGUCCAGCGGUAACUUCACAGUUUCAAGCACUCCAACUGCCGAAGAACCUCUUUUAAAGAAGCUCUUUACCGUUGAGGGGGAAAUUGCCUCAUGGUCUCAACGACGACAUUUUCGCGACGCCUCAGGCCUUCCCCUUUUCGAGAUAUCUCGGAAAAAGGCCGGGGUAACAUGGUAUCUUCAUCUCCCUGGCGAGAGUAGCAGCAAAGGAGAAAAUUCCGAGCCUAUUGCUACAAUUGUACCGAAAUGGAGCGCUCUCAAAGACAAGUUUGACGUGCAUCUUCGUAAUGCUGCCGCCAAUGGAGAAGAGACAAUACUGGAGGUCCGCGGACAGAAUGUCUGGAAGUCCAAGACAAACGUGUAUCAUCGUGGUAAAUUGGUGAUGAUAGUAAAACUGACGGAUGUGGCUGCGGUCUACCUACCCGGAAAACGACCGUCAUGGGAAGUAGUGGUGGCUGAAGGGAUGGACCUUUCGCUGGCUUCGAUUAUUGCUGUUCUUCUAGCUGCGAUGUUAUACCAGAGCAGUGAGGCACGAUCGGAUACCCUUACGAACACGAGUUACUGA